Molecule: messenger RNA, 680 nt
Organism: Spea bombifrons (plains spadefoot toad)
Lineage: Eukaryota; Metazoa; Chordata; Amphibia; Anura; Pelobatidae
Gene: GPHB5
Product: glycoprotein hormone subunit beta 5
Exons: 3
Coding region: 1-444 (147 amino acids)
Biological process (GO): G protein-coupled receptor signaling pathway; regulation of thyroid hormone receptor signaling pathway
Cellular component (GO): extracellular region; cytoplasm
Molecular function (GO): hormone activity
Source: RefSeq, a predicted model, not a curated record
AUGUUUGAUAUCUAUCUGGAGAUAGCUGAGAGAGUGGUAGGGACCGCCGUGAUGAAUCCGGCCGGAGUGACUCGGCUUCUCCUUCAGCUCCUGGUCUUGGCUUCGUGUGCCGGAGCCCAAGCAACGUCCAACAUCAGCCUGCGCACGUUCGUCGGCUGCGCGGUGCGAGAAUUCACUUUCCUGGCCAAGAAGCCCGGGUGCAAAGGCUUGCGGGUCACCACCGACGCCUGCUGGGGGCGCUGCGAGACCUGGGAGAAACCCAUCCUGGACCCGCCGUACCUGGACGCUUAUCACCGAGUCUGCACCUACAACGAAACCAAACUGGUCACCAUAAAGCUGCCGAACUGCGUCCCGGACGUGGAUCCUUCCUUCACCUACCCCGUGGCGAUCCGGUGUGACUGCGGCGUCUGCUCCACCACCACCACGGAGUGCGAAACCAUCUGACCUCCCUUCUUCGGGGCGCAUGGAACUGUUUUUAGCGCCGUUAAAGCUGCUGUCCCACUGAGACAAAACGUGAAUCGCUUUCCCCAGCGUGCUAAGCCAAUAAAGCUUAACCGAUCUGUCCAUUUGUUCAUUUUUUUUUGUAUUUUUGAUCGUUUCCAUAGCUACAACCUAUCAGUGCCUGCUUUUGUGUCACAUGAUGAUUAAGUGUUCCCAGAGUAAAAGCAAAUGAGGCAAAA